AUGAAGGCCUAUAUUGUUCUUGCAUGCAGUGCCCUGAUUAUGGCUGUUACUGCCACAUUACCAACAUUCACCUACAAUUUGACUGAAAAGUCUCUCGGUGAUAGGACUUCGAUCUGUCAACUUAACAUGGGCUUUUGUUCGGAGAAUUGUGGUGGACCUGAUAAGGCUCCGAAGAACUUUUGCAAUGUCACCACUAUGGGUUGGGGAUGUGGUUGCAGUACCAAAGUACCUGAUUUUGAAGGUUAUCAAUGGCCUAUUAACCAGCAAGAUUGUAUCGGUCGCGGUGAGGCGUGCAAGAAAGCCUGCGACGCCGCUGAUUCGGCAUGUCUCAAUGACUCAUAUUAUAACGUAGACAACGUAACUGAUAUUCCCACAUAUGGUCCCCCGUCCAAUAGCAGCUCGAACAGCACUGGUUCUGGUAGCAGUGGUAAUUCGACCACCGGGGGUAGUUCGAAACCUUCUUCAUCAACCAAUCUUGUUUAUUCGAUCGGAUCAACGUUGUCUGCUCUCGUCGUCGUCGCUGUUGGACUAAUGAUACUUUAA
Messenger RNA from Paraglomus occultum, 543 nucleotides. NCBI's taxonomy places the organism in Eukaryota, Fungi, Glomeromycota, Glomeromycetes, Paraglomerales, Paraglomeraceae. The record is from the annotation of a GenBank genome assembly.